AACGUUAAGGAACAUCGCAGUUACAUCGCGGUGUGGCCACAUCAUCAUACGGUGCAUUAUCGUCGGGAUCUGCACACGCGCAUGUGUCAAAAUCGUUGUCACACGUGCGACCGCGAUUGGUCAAGUCCACAGUACUUAUCGAGUGAUUAUUAAUCUAUUUUAUCUUCAAGUGCCUGCUUCCAGGGAAGAGAGAUAGAGAAAGGAAAAGCGAGCCUCAUAGGAGAAUGAAAGGAUCACAUUCUUCUGUCAGCAUUACGUUCGCAUUAUGCAUCAUCUGCUUACAAAGGACCUUGGGAGUGCCAGAGCUGAAAUUAGUACACGUUUUGUUCGCGCACAAGCUGCACGCACCGAGAGAGGACUAUGCGGGGACGGAGAGUUUGCCGCGAGUCUUAUCGUACGAGUACUUCACUUCCGCCAGAAUGAACAUGCCGAACGCUGCGAGUCUCAACAUGUACAAUCUUGGAGUGCAUUUGCGUGAAGUCUACGACGAGUUUCUGGGCGUCGAGCUGCAAACGUAUGAUAUCACCAGAAUAAGGACGACGGAGCAGGCCUUAUCAAUGUUAUCAGGGCAGCUCGUUAAUGCCGGUCUGUGGCCACCUACGGAAGCACAAACAUGGAUGGUGGGCAUGAAUUGGCAACCGGUGCCAAUCGAUUACGUGAAGCUGAAGAAGGAUGUGUUGAUGUUGGGCUCGCUAUGUCCGAAUUUUAUUUCUCAGAUGAAUCAGGCGUUGGAAACAGCCGAAAUGCGAGAAAUGAUAUCGCAUUAUCAGAAUUUGUUUGAUUACCUAUCUUAUUAUACCAAAAGGAACAUCAGUACGCCAUCGGACGUAGCUCUCUUGUACGCUAGUCUGGAGACGAUGGCUGAUGAGGACGAGAAGCUGCCUUAUUGGGCGAUGGACGUGUUUCCUGACGGUACGAUGUAUAAUGUGACCUUGUUGGAAUAUGAUAUCCUAUCGGCGACUCCCCUUCAGAGGCAGCUGAACGGCGGAACUUUCUUAGCGGAAGUAAUUGGCAACUCGUUGAUGUACACGUUGAGUGAAAUGCCGAAAAACUGUAAAAUGAUGCUGUACAGCGGUGACGACCGAAACAUCGCCGGGGUGCUGAAAAACCUCGAUCUCUGGUCGCCUCACAUACCCAACGAGGCGGCCGCGUUGAUCUUCGAAUUAUAUUUCGACAACGACACGGAUACGUACGCAAUCAAGAUUAAGUAUUAUACCGGUAUCGACAAGACAACGAUCGCUUUGUCGUUGCCGAACUGCGCGGAGAUGUGUCCGUUACAAACGUUAUUAGAUACCGUUUUCAAAUCGAUACCGCAGAAUCCGCAGGAGUUAUGCAGCUGGACCGUUGGAGAUUCAAUGGAAGCAGAAGACGCCGAUUCGUUGACUCACGACGAUUCGUCGAACAACAAUGGGUCCAUUUUGUACGAGAACGAAAGUUUGAUAUUUAAUUUAAUGUUAUUGUACUUGGUAGCUUUGGUACUCUCUUGAAGUAUACUUAGAAAGAAAGUAUUUGGUAUUUGUGAGUGUGAUUGCAUAGUAAAUAAUUACAGUUAGAAGAAUUAUUUUUACGUCAAAUGCAGUGCUAUAUAUUGUUGACGAUAAUAAUCUUGUUUGCAUGUUGCUCCUGUAAUUUUUUUUGGGAGAACAAAAGUAUUAUUAACUUUAUAAUUAUAAGUAUUAUUAUAAAAGGUAUUAUUAACACCGGAAAUAACUAUGGUCUCAGUGAGAUUCUCUCAGUAAUCUUUCCCUUUCGGUGUAGUUACACUAACUGGUAUAAAAGGAGUGCAGCAUCAAAAGCACAACUCUACGCUCAAUAUAGUGUCAAAAAUCAACAUUGUUGAAAACGAAAAUUCUACGUCUAAUUUCUGUUCGAUAAAAUGUAAGACAAUCGAGAAUGCUUUUCAUUUAGUGACACAAAUCGAUACGAGCAUUAUCUCAUCUUUAUUAUUCAUUAAAUAUGGAAAAUGAUAGAAUGGUGCAUCGGCUGGUCUUACUAAAU
Molecule: messenger RNA, 1998 nt
Organism: Harpegnathos saltator (Jerdon's jumping ant)
Lineage: Eukaryota; Metazoa; Arthropoda; Insecta; Hymenoptera; Formicidae
Product: venom acid phosphatase Acph-1
Exons: 7
Coding region: 225-1487 (420 amino acids)
Biological process (GO): dephosphorylation
Molecular function (GO): phosphatase activity
Source: RefSeq, a predicted model, not a curated record